Penicillium brevicompactum is the source of this 951-nucleotide messenger RNA. Its product is annotated as dihydroneopterin aldolase family protein. NCBI's taxonomy places the organism in Eukaryota, Fungi, Ascomycota, Eurotiomycetes, Eurotiales, Aspergillaceae. Gene Ontology annotation, cellular component: cytoplasm. Gene Ontology annotation, biological process: folic acid-containing compound metabolic process. Bases 1 to 951 code for a protein of 316 amino acids. Gene Ontology annotation, molecular function: dihydroneopterin aldolase activity. The transcript is spliced from 2 exons. The record is from RefSeq and is a predicted model, not a curated record.
AUGCCCGACUCAAUCCGAAUCCCAUCUCGCCCAGAGACCCUAGACACCGUUCGCCUACGCAACAUCGAGCUCCCCCUCACUGCCCCCGAAGCCUGGCACCGCGAAGGCAAACCCCAACCAUGCACCGCAACCCUUAAGCUCUCAUACUCCUCCAUCGUCGGAGCCGCCGAUACAGACGACGUCUCCCUAACACUCGACUACGGCAAGCUCUUCCGCCGAUUGCAGGAUAAUGUCCACACCUUCGUCCACCCCGUCACAUCACCCGAACACCCAGCCAGACACCUGGUAAAUUUGCAAGGCGGUCGAUGCGAGGAGAUGAACAACGCAGCAUUCGGACAAGAUCCACGCGUCACUGCUGGAAUCGUUGCCAGUGCCGGCCUGGAUAUCCUAGAUGAAACAGCUGCCGCUGUCAUUUGUCGGGACAAUGCUUCCAUCUCAGCGGAGUACGCCGAGUGCGAGGUCGAGCUGCGAUUCCCUAAGGCUAUUCUGCGCGCUGAGCAUGGACUUUGGUAUCGUAGUGUCACGGCGUUUGGAUAUACGCCUGCGGACUUGCGGUGCCCGGUUGUUUUGCAGGAAGAAUAUCGUAUUGAUGGGAUUCGAUGCUAUGCGAUUUUGGGAGUCAACUCCCAUGAGAGACUUGAGAAGCAGGCUGUUAUUGUUGGACUUAGGUUCCAGGGCCCUGGUCAACAACCUUGGGGAUCUAAGGUUGUUGAGACGUAUCAGGCUGUGACGCGGGCUGUGGCUGAGAAAGUCGAUGAAACUACUUUCCAGAGCGUGGAGUCGCUGGCUACUUUCAUUGCUCAUAUCGUUACGGUCGACUUUGGGAAUGAGUCUGUCACUGUUAAGGUUGAGAAGCCUAGUGCUUUGGCCUUUGUUGAGCUCUCCGGCGUGGAAAUUACUCGCUCGAAGGCUUUCUUCGAUACUCAUCGUCUUCCGGAGCCGCGUGAGUAA